Molecule: messenger RNA, 594 nt
Organism: Penicillium brevicompactum
Lineage: Eukaryota; Fungi; Ascomycota; Eurotiomycetes; Eurotiales; Aspergillaceae
Product: copper transporter family protein
Exons: 2
Coding region: 1-594 (197 amino acids)
Biological process (GO): intracellular copper ion homeostasis; copper ion transmembrane transport
Cellular component (GO): plasma membrane
Molecular function (GO): copper ion transmembrane transporter activity
Source: RefSeq, a predicted model, not a curated record
AUGGAUAUGUCCCAUAUGACAAUGUCCAUGUCCACGGCGACAUCGACCGGAAUGUCCAUGGCCACAUCAACCUCCUCCAUGGACAUGGACAUGUCAGACUCCAGUAUGUCAAUGAGCAUGGCAGACAUGGCCAUGACCUUCUUCGUCUCCUUCAAAACACCUCUUUUUUCGACCGAAUGGACGCCAGGCACGAAAGGACAAUACGCCGGUACUUGCAUUUUCAUCAUCGCACUGGCUGUGAUCAUGCGGGUGCUUCUUGCUUUGAAACCAAUUCUCGAGGGUCGCGUCUGGACGGAUAGUGUUCACGAUCACAUGCCUGAGCUACAGUCACACAUUGAAGCGGGCAAGCCUCCUCAGAACCCGUCGGGGCUACGAUCGAGCAUGCAGGAGGUCAGUCACCGCUGGUCUUCAUGGCGGGUGAACCCCGCGGCGGGGAGGGCGACAUUCGAGCUUGUCACAGCCGGUGUGGCUUAUCUACUCAUGUUAGCGGUGAUGACGAUGAAUGUGGGGUAUUUCAUGUCGGUGCUCGCGGGUGUCUGGCUGGGAACUUUCAUGCUGGGCAGCAUCGCAGCUGAUAGCAGAUGGAGGCAUUGA